AUGUGUGUCAGUGAGAAGGAAGAGAGAGAGGUCAUGCUCAACAUGAGCUCCUGAUUUAUUUCCGUAUUUUUUGUUUUUAGAAUGAGAUAAACACUCGAAUCUAAAAAGAAUUCAAGACAAAAAGUGAUGAACAACAACUUUAUUAAAUCAGAAUAGAAAAAAAAAGUAACUUUGCGCCUCAAAUUAAGAAGUUUUGACUCUUGCUAGCAAGCUACACAACAAAAACCUAGCCAGCAGGCUAACAAGCCAGCCAGAAAAUUGAGCUAGAACAAACCUAGCAAGGGGAGUUAAUACAACUACACCAAACUGAGUGAGUAAAUCAAAAAGAAGCACGGACUCUAACUUUAAACAUAUCUUCUGUUUUUGUGCGUGAAGAUUUUUCACUCUUUUUGCUGGUUUUUUAGCUAAACAGGAGCUAGCUAGCAACAGCAGCAGACAAACAAAACUGGUUGCCAUGGCAACAGUGCAGCAGAACAGAGCAGCAGCAGCAGUAGUAGCAGAGCCCACAGGCACCAUGUCCCCACUCCCCCUCAGCGUCCAUUCUCUACCCCCCAGAGGCCAUAAAUUACACAACGAGGAAAGCUUUUAAACAGAAACUACUAAAGGGGAGGCCAGAAACCCUUUUCACAGACCUUUAAAAAAACGGGGAUUUUUACAUGUACAUUUACAUCAUUUAGCAGACGCUCUUAUCCAGAGCGACUUACAACUUGGUGCAUUCAACUUAUGAUAGUCAGUGGGACAACCACUUUUUUUUUUUUUAUGGGGGCUUGGGGGAGGGGGAGGGGGUAGAAGGAUUACUAUAUACUAUUCCAGGUAUUCCUUAAAGAGGUAGGGUUUCAAGUGACUCCGGAAGGUGGUCAGUGACUCCGCUGUCCUGGCGUCGUGGGGGAGCUUGUUCCACCAUUGGGGUGCCAAAGCAGCGAAUAGCUUUGACUGGGCUGAGCGGGAACUGUGCUUCCGUAGAUGUAGGGGAGCUAGCAGGCCAGAGGUGGGUGAACGUAGUGGCCUCAUUUGGCAGUAGGGUCUGAUCAGAGCCUGAAGGUAAGGAGGUGCCGUUCCCCUCACAGCUCCGUAGGCAAGCACUAUGGUCUUGUAGUAGAUGCAAGCCUCAACUGGAAGCUUUCUCACUGACCAGCCAAAUGCAUGGCGCUCAGCAGUCUGCUCUCACUACCCAUCCAUAAAGAAAGAGGGAAUCUGUAAUGGGUGGAAGCUGAAAGUCAAAAGAGACAGACGAACCUGCUCAGGGUGAGUGUGAGCAAACAGCAACCAGACAUCCACACCUUAGGGGAGCUCCUAACCAAGGUGCGGACAGAGCAGGACAGCAGCCUUGCAACACAGCUGAAAGAAGUUCAGCAAGAGAGAGAGACGGACUCAAGAGCGAGCUGGCUGAUCUAACAAAGGAGGUGAGAGAGCUCCAAAAAGACAGGCAGAGCAGUAAUAACGAGCUGACCACACUAAGAGAGGAGCUGCAGGAGAGAAAGAGAACAGAGGACAGGCUGCAGGAGCUGCUAGAUCACCACUCUAUGACCUGCCCUCACACAGCAGAGGAGCCCACCUCAACCAGCCAGGCCUCCCCAGCCCUGCCGGCUGCAUGCCUCCCCCCAGCCCCCAGAACAGUCUCCCACUGACAGCGGCACUGGCACAGACCAGCCACACCCUAGCUCCAACACCCACCAACCCCAACUCUACCCCCUCCAGUCCAGAAGAAACACUGGCUGAGAUUGUCCUGUUGAUGGACUCAUAUGGGAAGUUUGUUCAGGAGAAUAAACUUUUUCCUAGACACAAAACGAGAAAGGUGUGGUGCCCAACAACGCAGAGUGCCAUGGCGCUGCUUGAUAAGGCCCAACUCGGGUCGCCAAGCCACAUAAUCAUACACACCGGAAGCAACGACCUGCGUGCUCAGCAGGAGAGGGUGGCGACUUCACUACGGGGAGUGAUUGAGAAGGCCUCCGCAAUAUUCCCCAACUCAAGGAUCGUGGUGUCAACCCUUCUACAGAGGAAGGACUUCCACCCUGCCACAAUCCAAAUAAUAAACGCCAGCCUCUCCCGGGACUGUGCCCUGCGACCCAAUGUACACCUGGCCCACCAUCCCACCCUCGAUCUGGACUGUCUCUAUGACCAUGUUCACCUGUACAGGGAGACAGUCCCCAUCCUUGCUAAGAAUCUCAAAGACGUCGCUUUAAACCGCAUCCUGACCUCUCCACCCAGGAACAGCAGAGCAAUCUCCACCCCCCCGAGAUCACCGAGACAACACCCCGGACCAACACCCUGGACCCCACAGCCACGACCACAGCACCACCAACCUCAAUGCCCACCACAGCCAGCGCAGCACAGACCACCCCAGCCCAGCUUCAGACCCACCCAGACGAGGCCUAACACCCCCCUCCCCCCCACCGUAGACCCACACCUGGAGGAGCCACAGCCCGGCAGGCAGAGCUAUGCACAAGCUGUGAGAGGAGCAACUGGCCCAGCUCCCACCAACGAAAUGAGUGACAUCAAACAAAUGCUGAAUCUACUAUGCUGUGUGAUAGGCCGAGGGUCAUGGUAA
This is a messenger RNA of Coregonus sp. 'balchen', 2548 nucleotides long. Lineage: Eukaryota; Metazoa; Chordata; Actinopteri; Salmoniformes; Salmonidae. The record is from the annotation of a GenBank genome assembly.